Diabrotica balteata is the source of this 600-nucleotide messenger RNA. NCBI's taxonomy places the organism in Eukaryota, Metazoa, Arthropoda, Insecta, Coleoptera, Chrysomelidae. The record is from the annotation of a GenBank genome assembly.
UACUUCCAAUAGAAAUCCUAAAAAUUCUAGAUGAGAAGCACAUUGAUGCAAGAUUUAGUGACACUCUUGAACCAAAUUUAUAGUUCAGGGGUAUUACCCAAAGAGUGGUUAACAAGGAUUUUCAUUUGUAUCGCUAAAAAGAAAAAGGUAAGAGAAUGCAGCGAUUAUUGCACCAUUAGCUUGAUGUUUCAUAUGCUAAAGUUACUACUUAAAGUCAUCCAUAACCGAAUAAAUCACAAACUGGACAUAUACGUUAAUGAUACACAACUUGGUUUUCGCAAAGGCCUAGGAACGCGUGAACAUCUUUUUUUUUUCACUUAAUAUAUUGAUAUAAAGAUGCCUGGACGUCAAUCAAGAUAUAUAGGCAUGUUUUAUUGACUAUAAUAAAGCAUUCGAUAAAGUAGGACAUAAACAAUUAAUAAACUUCCUGAAAUCAAAGAAGAUUGACUCCAACGACUUCAGGAUCAUAUCAAAUUUAUACUAUAAACAGCGAACAAAAGUACGUGUUAACGAAUAGCUAUCAGAAGAAUUUAAAAUUAGGUGUGAACUGGAACUAAGAGUUAGGUUGGCGAGGUGCUAUGUUUUUUUGACUUUAUUUUA